CUGGGGCCAUUCGGUGUCGAGUGGCAAACAACAAUUUCCAUUACAUUCGAGUUUGAUCCCUUUCAAAAGGACAUUGCUAGCCAAACUAGCAAUGGGAUCGUUCAAAAUUGUGUUGAUCCUCGGUGCUUCGAUGGCAGUGGCUUAUGCCAUGGAAGCCAUCAACCCCAGUCAAUUGACUGGAGAAAUGGGGGCUAUUGAAGAGGAGACGAGCCUCUUGAGUGGACGGCCUCCAACGGAUAUGGACAUGGAUGAGAAAAAGUACAAAAUAUUCUACCGCAAAAAAUCAAAGGGAUAUAGCAACGAUGGAUAUGGCGGAGGAGGAUACGAUAGCGGUGGAUACGGUGGCGGUGGAUACGGUGGCGGCGGUGGAUAUGGCGGUGGCGGCGGAGGAGGUGGCGGAGGUAGAUCCAGCGAAGAAUCCGGCCGUUAAGGAUUGUGUUAAUCAAAACGAUACCCAAGCGACGAGUGUUCAUCGGAGACGUUUGAAGCUGACAAAUCUAAUAUAUUUUCAUAUAUGGUAAUAUUCCUUGACUAGUGAAUGACGCCGUGCAAGGGAUGUGUACAUCCCUUCUACAAUGACAUGCGAAUCAAAUAAACUAUGCAGCAGAAAUAGAAA
Daphnia carinata is the source of this 616-nucleotide messenger RNA. Its product is annotated as glycine-rich protein 3-like. NCBI's taxonomy places the organism in Eukaryota, Metazoa, Arthropoda, Branchiopoda, Diplostraca, Daphniidae. Bases 92 to 430 code for a protein of 112 amino acids. The transcript has 4 exons. The record is from RefSeq and is a predicted model, not a curated record.